AUUUUACCGGACGAUUAUGGCAUUUUGAUAAGAAAACAAAACAUUAGGAAAAACAGGCUGAAUAUAAAGUUUUUACGAAUUGUUAAUAGUAAUUAAAUUCAUUAAAAUAGUUGAUGAUAAACGGCAGCCGGGGAAGCGGAUGUUUUCAAAGCGGAAGUCGAUGUUGCGCAUGCGCUUUGGAAUAGAAAAUGGCGGCGCCCGUCGAUCUGGAGCUGAAGAAGGCCUUCUCGGAACUGCAGGUCAAGAUGAUCGACACGCAGCAGAAGGUCAAGCUGGCCGACCUUCAGAUCGAGCAGCUGACGCACGUGCAGAAGCACGCCAACCUCACGCACGCCGAGAUCAACACGCUGAGCGACGACACACGCAUGUACGAGGGCGUCGGACGCAUGUUCAUCCUGCAGUCCAAGGACGACAUCACGCAACAGUUGAAGAUCAAGCAGAAGACGGCCGAGGAGAAAAUCAAAGAACUGGAGCAAAAGAAGCUGUACCUGGAGCGCAGCGUGAAGGAGGCAGAGGACAACAUCCGCGAGAUGCUGCUGUCCAGGAGGGCUCAGUGAUCGAUAAACCGCCGCUCAUUAAAACCGUUUCCGUCAUCGC
This is a messenger RNA of Syngnathoides biaculeatus (alligator pipefish), 597 nucleotides long. RefSeq names its product prefoldin subunit 1 (gene pfdn1). Lineage: Eukaryota; Metazoa; Chordata; Actinopteri; Syngnathiformes; Syngnathidae. Gene Ontology annotation, biological process: protein folding. The record is from RefSeq and is a predicted model, not a curated record. The transcript is spliced from 4 exons. Gene Ontology annotation, cellular component: prefoldin complex; cytoplasm. Gene Ontology annotation, molecular function: protein folding chaperone. The coding region runs from base 189 to 557 and encodes 122 amino acids.